Branchiostoma floridae (Florida lancelet) is the source of this 2243-nucleotide messenger RNA. RefSeq names its product sodium-dependent lysophosphatidylcholine symporter 1-B-like. Gene Ontology annotation, cellular component: membrane. Lineage: Eukaryota; Metazoa; Chordata; Leptocardii; Amphioxiformes; Branchiostomatidae. The record is from RefSeq and is a predicted model, not a curated record. Gene Ontology annotation, biological process: carbohydrate transport. Gene Ontology annotation, molecular function: symporter activity. The transcript is spliced from 14 exons. The coding region runs from base 5 to 1579 and encodes 524 amino acids.
GAGUAUGGCGGGUGAUCAUGAGGAAGAGGAGUCUUUACUGGCCAGUUAUUCAGCUCCGCCAGACAGACCACAGGCUAAUGGGACGUUUGGCCACCCCCAAAGACGGACCAAACAUGGGAAACCCUUGUCUCUGGUCAGCAAGGUGUGCUUCGCCCUGGGAGGGAUGCCGUAUCAGAUGACCAACAACGUUAUCGGCUUUUUCAUCUCCAUCUUCCUUCUGGAGGUUGCACAGAUCCGGCCUGCAUAUGCAUCGGUCAUUUUGUUUGGAGGCAGAGCGUGGGACGCCAUCACUGACCCGCUGGUGGGAUUUCUGGUCAGUAAGACCAAUACAAGAUGGGGCAAGCUGCGGCCAUGGAUAAUUUUUUCGGCUCCAUUUGGUGUGGCAUCAUACUUCUUCCUGUGGUACGUGCCAGCAGACUUCAGUGAGGAGGCUAGGCUGGGCUGGUACUUCCUCAUGUACUGCCUGUUUGAAGCAGCACUCAGUUGCUUCCAUGUGCCUUACACUGCCUUGACCAUCUACCUCAGUGCUGACCCAAAGGAGCGGGACUCUGCCACAGCAUACAGAAUGUUCUGUGAGGUUCUGGGAGUGUUACUGGGCAGUGCUAUUCAGGGACAGAUCGUUGCUGGUAUUGGAGGGUCCACAGAGAAGGACUGCAACAAUCCUGGGGCCACUGUUAGUCCUGAGGCCAAGGCAAAUCUGGAAAAAGCUUACCUUGUUGGUGCUGGAGUAAUGUGUGGCUUCUACCUCUUAUGUGCUGCAACUGUGUUCUUUGGAGUGAAGGAGAGAAAAGAUGUAGAAGGAGGUAGUGAAGAAGAGGAGGCAUCAUUUUUUGAGGGUCUGAAGCUGGUCUUCAAACACGGUCCAUAUGUAAAACUCACCAUGAGCUUCCUCUUCCUUUCACUGGCUAUUCAGUCUGUACAGGGGAACUUUGCCUUGUUCUGUCAGCAUGCCCUUGGCCUUGGAGAUCAGUUCCAGAAUCUCAUCAUUGCUCUAUUGGGAGCAGCCAUUCUGUGCAUGCCAGUCUGGCAGUGGUGUCUUGUCAAGUAUGGGAAGAAGACAGCUCUCUUCUGGGGGACUGCAGUAUUUAUCCCCACCCUGUUCACCCUGUUGUACAUCCCGGGAAACCCCUACGCAGUCUACCCCAUCACCAUACUGGGCGGAGUCGGCAUCUCUGUUGCCUUCCUGCUGCCAUGGUCUAUGUUACCUGAUGUUGUGGAUGACUUCACACUGAAGACAGGAACAAGGCGAGAGGCCAUCUUCUACUCUUUCUACGUCUUCUUCACCAAGUUUGCUGCUGGCAUCUCUUUAGGCCUCUCCACUCUCAGUCUGGAAGCUGCUGGCUAUGUCACCGGGGCCUGCUCCCAGUCUGCCAUUGUGGGCUUCACCCUGAGGAUGCUGGUGGCUCCAGCUCCCAUUGUCUUCAUCAUCAUCUCCCUCCUCUUCCUGUGGAGCUAUCCCAUCACUGAGGAGAGGAGGAGAGUCACUAAGGCAGCACUGGAACACAAACGGGACAAGACAAGACGCAAUGGACAGCCUGAUGCCCUGGACUCAAGUCUGGAGGGGUCCACAAGAGUAUAGUACCUAAAAAUUGUACUUGUACCUUGUGAUUAAAAUCAAGUAUCAUUCAUGGGUGCUUAACACAUCAUGUUGGCUGUAAAUAUUCAGAUCUGAAACUGUACACUAUCAAAUCUUAUUCACAUGAAGUGCAAUAAACAGCUAUCAGGGAGAGACAUUGAGAUUCCUUUAGAACAAUUAAACAUGAGUCAAUUUUUUAAAUAUUUUUAUACAUGUGUAUACAAUUUUGCAAUGUACAGUAUCCUGAUUCUUAAAAUUUUAUAACUUAAGGUAAGGUUUUGCAAAUGUAAUUACAUGUAAUACAUGUAAUGUGAUGAUUCAGAAGUGAAAUGAUUAUAUGUGAGAAAUGCCCUAAUCCCUACAUGUAAUAAGGUUUAUUGUUUUAUUGGAUAGACUAGCAUAGCUACAAAGAGGUUUGGGUCACAGUGGAUUAGAUGUCAUAUCAUGUGAUAUGCCUCUACUGUCUAUCUUACUGGUUUUUCAAAUGUGUAUUAUGAUGUUUCAGUUUUGACUGAUGGAAUUGUCAUAUCAUAUUAUUUUAAUAAGUAAAUAUAUAAUUUAUAGCACCCUUAUUACUACAACUGCACUAAUGCGACUCCUGAAUCAUGAAGUAACAAAGAAAUAAUUAUCAGUCUAAAUUUUAUGACAAUAAACAAAUCUUUAUUCA